GGAGAAGGAUGAUGGCAGUAAGACAGGUAGAGCUGCUGCAAACACAGCUGACUGUCUGGCUGCUGCAUCUCUGCAAGAAUACAUAAAGAUGUUUUUACAGUCUGGCUGCAUGUGCAUCCUCCGAUAGGAACAGGUGGAGGGUGUUGCAUAAGAGGCCUUCAUUUUGAGUGAGAAAAAAUUGUUCUUGAAAAAUUACUUCUGUCUGUAUUCUGGAGAAACGCUGCACCCUACGUCAGGCAGCAAGCAGCAGUGCUUAUGGCUCGUUACAAAGGUGCCAGUGGCAGAAAUAUUACAUCGUUACAUCCGCUUCCCGGGUCCUUUAAGCAUCGGCAGGAUGAGCAAGAGUUGGUACAAAAGAGGACUUUUACAAAAUGGAUCAAUACUCAUCUGGCUAAGCGCAAUCCUCCCAUGAUGGUCAGUGAUUUGUUUGAAGACAUCAAGGAUGGGGUAAUGCUGAUAGCCCUUUUGGAGGUUCUUUCAGGGCAGAAACUGCCUUGUGAGCAAGGACGUCAUCUGAAGAGAAUUCACUGGGUUGCCAACAUUGGCACAGCACUUAAGUUUCUAGAAGGAAGACGGUCUGUAUACCGAGGAUCUCCGAUUAAGCUUGUCAACAUAAACUCAACUGAUAUUGCUGAUGGUCGACCUUCUAUUGUGCUUGGCUUGGUGUGGACGAUAAUCUUAUAUUUUCAGAUUGAAGAACUCACCAGCAAUCUUCCACAGCUUCAGUCAUUGUCUAGCAGUGCUUCUUCUGUGGAGAGCGUUGUCAGUUCAGAAACUGCAAGUCCCCCAAGCAAACGGAAGGUGGUAACCAAGGUCCAAGGAAGUGCCAGGAAGGCUUUGUUAAAAUGGAUCCAAUAUACAGCAGCAAGGCAAGUUGGAAUUGAAAUCAAAGACUUUGGACAAAGUUGGAGGAGCGGUGUUGCAUUUCAUUCCAUUAUCCAUGCUAUCCGCCCAGAUUUAGUGGACAUGGAGAAAGUAAAAGGAAGAUCAAACAGGGAAAACCUAGAAGAGGCAUUUACACUCGCGGAAACAGAGCUAGGGAUUCCGAGGCUCCUUGAUCCGGAAGAUGUGAAUGUUGACAAGCCGGAUGAAAAGUCUAUCAUGACCUACGUAGCCCAGUUUUUGAAGUACUAUCCUGAUCCUCAUCAUACAGUGGCUGAUGUGCAGGAGAACGAAAAGGAAGACAAGUUGAUGCUGAGAGACCUAAAAGUGUGGGCAGAACAAUUUGAAAGAGAUUUAGCACGGGCACAGGUGGCAGAAACAAGUUUACAGGAGAAAUACCAGUCAUUUAAGCAUUUCAGAAUACAGUAUGAGAUGAAAAGGAAACCUAUUGAACUUGUAACCCAGUCCUUAAGGAAAGAUGGUAAAUUAUCACUUGAUCAAGCUAUAGUGAAGCAAGCGUGGGACAGAGUUUCUUCCAGGCUGUUUGACUGGCACAUACACCUAGAUAAAUCUCUUCCUGCACCUUUGGGUACCAUAGGUGCUUGGCUCUAUAGAGCAGAGAAUGCUCUAAGAGAAGAAGUAAGCAUUCAGCAAGCUCAUGAGGAGACAGCAAAUAUAAUACACCGGAAGCUCGAACAACUUAAGGAUCUACUGAAAAACAUAGAAGGUCACAAAAAGACAUUCCAUGAGAUCCACGGGGCAAGGUCUGUUAAUGGAGUGCCUGUUCCACCGGACCAAUUAGAGGAUAUGGCAGAGAGGUUUAAUUUUGUUGUCUCUUCAUCUGAGCUCCAUCUGUUGAAAAUGGAGUUCCUGGAACUGAAGUACCGUCUACUGUCACUCUUAGUCCUUGCAGAAUCAAAGUUAAAAUCAUGGAUUAUUAAAUAUGGAAGAAGAGAGUCAGUGGAACUACUCCUGCAAAAUUACAUUUCUGUUAUUGAAAAUAGUAAGUUCUUUGAGCAAUACGAAGUUACAUACCAGAUCUUGAAAAGAGCAGCUGAAAUGUAUGCCAAAGCAAAUGGCUCAGUGGAAGAAGUUGAGAGUGUGAUGAAAUUCAUGAGUGAAACAACAGCACAGUGGAGGAACCUCUCAGUAGAGGUGAGAAGUGUAAGAAGCAUGUUGGAAGAAGUAAUUGCUAACUGGGACAGAUACAGCAGCACUGUGGCAGGUCUGCAAGCCUGGUUGGAGGAUGCUGAAAAAAUGCUUAAUCAGACUGAACAGUCUAAAAAGGAUUUCUUCCGGCACUUACCUCACUGGAUCCAGCAGCACACAGCCAUGAAUGAUGCUGGUAAUUUUCUGAUUGAAACAUGUGAUGAGACCAUUUCCAGGGACCUUAAGCAGCAACUUCUUUUACUAAAUGGAAGAUGGAGAGAAUUGUUUAUGCAAGUGAAGCAAUAUGCUCGGGCAGAUGAAUUGGACAAAAUACAGAAAGAAUACCUGGAUGGUGUGGCUAAUUUGACAGCUUUUGUUGAUGGAAGCAAUAGAAAAUUUUCAUCAGCCAUAGAAGUGUCCUUCCUAGAUGUGAAGAUGUUUGUACAAGAUUUAGAAAAUAUUAAGCAAAAAUUGCCUGCCAUGGAAGCUCAGUACAAAAUGGUCACAAGAACAGCACAACUUCUUACAAAAGAAAUUUCCCAAGAAGAAGUAAAUGAAAUGCUUGCAACUUUGACAAGGAUGAAAGAGCAGCUGAGCAAGGUCAAGGAGUAUUCCAGUGCCCUGCUGUAUGAAUGCCAGCAUCUGCUGUCUCCACUUGAAGAACAGGAGAAACAAAUCACAAACUUCUAUGAAUCUCUUGAAAAGGUCAAUGAAAUAAUUUCUAUCCAGGAUCCUGAAGCACAGCCUACAACUGUUCUUAAGCAAAAAGCUCAAGAUUUGGUAGCUUAUCAAGAAAACUGCAAGAAAGCUUUGUCCCUCAUUGAGAGAAAUAGUCAGAGUAUCCUGCAGUGCGUGGCUUCUAGUGAAGUGUUGCAGCAUUUCCAUCAGUCAACAUUUCAGAAGAAAGUUACACAAGUUCAGAUCACUUUUCAGAAUAUGGUCAGGAAAGCUGGUGACUGGAGGAAAAACAUAGAAGCAAAUAGCCGUUUGAUGAAGAAAUUUGAGGAGUCUAGAGCAGAACUGGAGAAAGUGAUACAGAUUGCCAAUUGUUGCUUAAAAGAAAAAGGAAAUCCUGAAGAGCUUCUCAGGAAGCAUAGUGAAUUCUUUAAUCAGUUGGACCAGAGAGUCCUAAAUGCCUUCCUGAAAGCUUGUGAUGAACUUACUGACAUCCUUCCUGAACAAGAGCAACACAGCCUGCAGGAAGCUGUGAGGAAACUCCAUAGGCAGUGGAAGGAUCUUCAAAUGGAAGCCCCGUAUCAUUUGAUCCAUUUGAAGAUUGAAGUGCAGAAAAGCAAGCUCCUAGUCACAGUGGAGGAGUGCAAAGCUGAACUAGCUCGACAGAAUAAGGUGCUAACCAGAGAAGGCAAAGAAAGGAUGAUUGAAGAGCACAAGUUGUUCUUUGGUGACAAGGGAUCUUACCAUCUCUGUGAGAAAAGAUUACAACGGAUUGAAGAACUGUGCCAUAAACUUCCAGUUUCUGAUCCAGUGAGGGCUACAUUGGAAAGUAGCCAACGAAUCCUGAAGGAGCUCAAAUCUCAGAUAGACAGUACAUACACAAAACUAACAGAGCAUUCAGACAUCUGGAAGAGCUAUACAAACAGAUUUUCUGAAUUGGCAAAUUGGAUUUCGUCUACAGAAAGAGACCUACAGAGGAUAAAGGAAAAUGUCAGUGAUACUGCUAAAUAUGAGCAAUUUAAAUCAUCUACUAGGGAAAUCAGGCAGCAAAUUAACAAGCAGGGAGAAAAUCACAGCUGGCUGAAAUCUAGACUUGCAGUUAUUACUAAAAUAUGUACUGAUGUGGAAGCCAAGAAAACAGAAGAUGAACUCUGUAAACUUUCCAGUGACUUCAAAGGACUUCUGGAUUUUCUGGCUGAGAUUGAAAGGACAUUAGGCACUGUUGGAGAUUGUGUCCAAUAUAAAGAAGAGGUUAAAAGUGCAAUUGAAGAGCUAAUCAACAACUCUAAGGAAGCCCAAGCAGAAGCUGAAAAGAUCCUGGAUACAGAAAGUUUAUUGCAAGCUCAGCAACUACUGUUUCAUCAUCAGCAAAGGACAAGGAGACUCCGUGCAAAGAGACAAGGUGUGCAACAGCAGAUUUUCCAGGCUAAACAGUUGCAGAUUGAAGGUGGACUGCCAAGUGCAAUGCAGGAAGAUUUACUGAAGCUAGAAGGAACACUGGAGAACAUGCAGCAGACUAUGGAGAAACGGGAAGAGCAAUUGCAAGUCACAAUAAAUAAAUGGGAGCAGUUUGAAAGGGACAAAGAAACAGUAGUAAAAUAUCUUAAUCAAGCAAGCUGUGCACUUGAACGUAUCUUAAACUUUAGCAGUUUAGAGAGUCUCUCCUCAGAACUGGAUCAGACGAAGGAACUUUCUAAACACAGUGAAGCCAUGGCAGUACAAGCUGAAAACUUGGUGAAGAAUUCUUCUGAGAUACAGCUUGGUUCAAAGAGCAAACAAGCCCUGCAGCAGCAGGCAAAAGCUAUCCAAGAGCAAGUGAAAAAAGUGGAUGUUACUCUAGAAGAAGAUCUUAAAAGAAUGGAAAUGAUGAAAAACAAGUGGGAUCAUUUUGGCAAAAAUUUUGAAGCUCUGUCCACCUGGAUAGCUGAAAAAGAAAAAGAACUGGAAACUUUGGAAACAGCUUCAUCUCCUUUGGACAUACAGAUCAGCCAAAUCCAGGUUAUUAAUACAGAAAUAGAUGGUAAAAUAAAUGGAAUCUCAAAACUAGAAGAAGAAGCCAAAUCAUUUACCCAGUUUGUUACCUCUGGAGAAUGUGCACAUAUUAAAGCCAAACUGACUCAUAUCAAACGGUAUUGGGAAGAGCUAAGAGAACACGCACAGAGACUGGAAGGAACCAUCACAGGGAAAGCAUCAGCACAGCAGAAAUAUGAAGAAAGUCUUAAACAGGUGCAGAAGACAGUGUCUGAAUUUGAAGCUAAGUUAGCUGAACCUCUCACAUCAUGCACUUCAUCAUCAGCAACAUAUGGAGACCUACAGGACUGCACGGACUUUUGUCAUACUGUGGAAAAACUGAGCAGCACGCUGGCCUCUCUCUCAGCCUGUGCUCGAAAGGCUGCCAGUAAAGAAAAAGCUGCUCAGGAGGUUACAGCAUUACAGCAGAGAUAUGAGAAGGUACUAGAAAAUGCUAAAGAGAAACAAAUCUUACUGGAGACUCUUCUGGCUCGAUGGCAGAAGCAGGAGAAAGAGCUGUGCGCUUUCCAGACCUGGCUGGAAGGGUGUGAAGCUGCAGGCAGGCCAUCAGAGCAGUAUGUUUCUGCUGACAGAGUUAAGCUGGAAGGUGAACUGCAAUCACUGCAGGAUUUGCGAGCAGAUUUUGAAUCUCAUGCUUCCAUCUAUGCGAGCCUAUUACAGUUAAAUGAGUUGCUGUUCCCAACAGCUUCCAAACAGUGUGUGAAAGCAAUAAAUGAAAAAUUUAAAGAGCUGGAUGAGAGAUGGAAAGCAUUACCACAAACUAUUGAUAAAAGGAUCAACUUCCUUCAGUCUCUUGUUGCUAAGCAUGGACAGUUUGAUGAGCUCCUGUGCAGUUUUUCAGACUGGAUUAAGCAGUUUCUUGCUGAACUACAGUCCACUUCAGAGAUAAACACAGCUGAUCCAGAAGUAGCUGCAUCUCACAACAAGAAACAUUCAGUGGAAAUUGAAAGUAAGAAACAGCAGUUACAAAGUCUGAAGGACCUUGUAGAUAAACUGUGUGCUUUCAGCUGUCCAGUGGACCAACAGACAUUGCAAGGGAAAACUGAAGAUUGCUUUCAGAUCUUCCAGGAGGCAAAUCAAAUAACUAAUCAAAGGCAAGAGGCCCUGGAUCAGCUGCAGGUAUUCCUGGAGCUCCAUAAUGCUGCAUCAAGAGUGCUCCACCAACUGAGGCAGACAGUGGAGAAAACAGGUAAUAUAGACAAAGCUAAAUCAGAAUUACUGGAGAAGGACCUCCAUGAUGUUAUUCAGUCUCUUAACAAGCUGGAAGCUAUUGCCAUCAGUUUGGAUGGUUCACUUACUAAGGCCCAGUAUCACUUAAAACAUGGGAUUUCUGAGCAGAGGACCUCCUGCAGGGCUGUGGUGGACCAUCUGUACUUAGAACUGGAGGCAGUUCAAAACCUGCUCGGAACAAAACAGAGUGAGGCAGAAGCUCUUGCAACCCUGAGAAGAUCUUUCAUGGAACGUAAAGAAGAACUGUUGAAGAGUAUUGAAGAUACUGAGGAAAAGGCUGACAAGGAGGGCCUAAGAGAAGCAACGCUGCAAGCCCUCCAGCAAAGAUUGAGGAUCUUUAACCAGUUGGAUGAAGAACUGAAUUCUCACCAGCAUGAACUCCAGUGGCUCAUGGACAAAGCAAAGCAAAUAGCCCAAAAAGAUAUAACUCUUGCUCCUGAAAUUGACAAAGAGAUUAAUCAUUUAGCAUCUCUGUGGGAGGAUACCAAGAAAGUUAUACAGGAAAAAAAGGAGCAGUCCUGCAUUCUUAUUGAUCUGAUAAAGGAAUAUCAGGGCUUGAAGUCAACAGUAAUGAAAGUCAUAGACAGUGUUGACAGUGCUUCAGUGUUAAAAUCCAUUUGGAAGGAUCAUGAAGAUAUCAGGAGAACUUUAUCAAAGCACGAAGCUGCCAAGAAUGAUCUGAGUGAUAAACAAAAGGACCUGGAUACUUUUACCAAUAAAGGAAAACAUUUGUUAGCAGAACUGAAAAAAGUGCAAAACUGCGACUGCACUGUGGUGAAAACAGAUAUGAACUCAACAGUGGACAAAUGGUUGGAUGUGUCAGAAAGGAUUGAUGACAACAUACACCGGCUGAGUUCAGGUGUGUCUCUAUGGGAUGACAUCCUGAAAAUUGCAGAUGAAAUGGAUGGAUGGUGCACAAAGUGCAUUUCUCAUCUGAAUGAAGGCAUCAGCAACUUGAGUAACAGUCAGAGAAUGGAGGUCAUCCUGAAAGACUUUCAGUCUCAAGUCAAGGAUAAAGAACAGAAGUUGGAGCAGCUUAGCUCUAAAAUUUCAGAACUCAAAGAACUGACUCAUAGUCAAGAGCCUCCUGCAGAUCUCCAGUUUAUAGAGUCAGAUUUAAGGCAAAAACUGGAACAUGCCAAAGAAAUGUCACAGACUGCAAAAGAGACACUAAAAGAGUUCAGUACUCAGAAGAUGCAGUUACAGAAGUUUAUUGACAAGAUGACACACUGGUUAACAGAAACGGAAGAGACACUUUUAAGAUGCUCACGUAACCUGGACCCUGAAUCUCUAAAUCUAGUAAAGGAAACACAAAAAGACCUGCAGCUCCAACAGAGCAGCAUUGAUUCAACCCGUGAGAACCUCAACAGGCUGUGCCGCAAGUAUCAUUCUGUAGAGCUAGAAACUCUUGGUGGCACUGUCACUUCACUAAUAAAGAAGUAUGAAGCUGUGAAUCAGCUUUGUUCCAGAACACAGGCCAACAUGCAAGAGUGCUUGGAAAAACAUUUCCUCUAUUCUAUGCAAGAAUUCCAGGAAUGGUUUUCUGAUGUGAAGGCUGCAGUAAAAGAAUUAUCUGACAGGUCUGGAGAUAGCAAAGCCAUAGAGGCAAAGCUGCAUGAUUUGCAGAGUGUGCUCAAUUCUCUUAGUGAGGGGCAAAACAAGUUAGAUGCUGCCUGCAAGGAAGGAGAAAACUUGUACACUUGCUUACCUCAACCAGUUGUGACCCAUAUUCAGGAGCAAGUAACGAAGUCUAAUCAGAACUUCAAAGAAUUCCUCAGUCAGUGUCUGAAUGAUAAGCAGGCCCUGGAAACUUGUGCCUCACACCUGGGAAGCUUUGAAGAACAACACAAGAAACUCAGCCUGUGGAUACAUGAUAUGGAAGAAAGAAUGAGCACAGAAGCAUUAGGAGAGAUCAAAGAGCUUAUCCCUGAGAAGAAAAAGGAGGUGCAGAAAGUGGAAAAGUUUCUGGAAGAGUUACUGGCUUCAAGGGAAUCUUGUGAAAAGCUGGCCCAAAUUGCACAGGCUUUAAAUGAGGAAGGGCAUGGUGCAGGAAGGGAAGUGCGCCUGGCCUCUCAACAUCUCACCAAUUAUCAAAACAUGGUCAAAACUGUCAAGGAGAAGCUGCGAACUUGUCAACUUGCACUCCAGGAGCACCUCACUUUGGAGGAGGCACUACAGAGCAUGUGGUCAUGGGUGAAAGAGGUUCAAGAAAAACUGGCCUCGGCUGAGAGUACAGUUGGUAGCAAAGCCAUGCUAGAGCGACGACUGGCACAAAUUCAGGAGAUCCUCUUACUCAAAGGUGAUGGUGAAGUUAAGCUGAACAUGGCUAUUGGCAAAGGAGAACAAGCACUUAGAAGCAGCAGUGAGGAAGGACAAAAGGUGAUACAAACAGAACUGCAAAAACUGAAGGAUGUAUGGAAUGACAUCAUCAGCACAUCCAUGAGCUGGCAGAGCUGCUUAGAGUCCCUCAUCAGCCAGUGGAAUGAAUAUUUGGAAAGGAAAAGCCAGCUGGAACAGUGGUUAGAGAAACUGGAUCACAAAGUGGAGCAGCCUUUAGAACCACAGAUAGGUCUGAAGGAGAAGUUUGCACAGCUGGACUUCUUCCAGGCUAUUGUUUCGGAGAUAGAGGAUCACUCUGGUGAUUUGCAGCAACUUGUUGAAAAAACUGCAGAACUUUAUGAAAAAACUGAGGAUGAUUCUUUUGGAGCAGCAGCUCAAGAAGAACUAAAAACACAGUUUAAUGACAUCACAACUGUAGCCAAGGAGAAAAUGAAGAAAGUGGAAGACAUUGUGAAGGAUCAUUUGCUAUACCUCGAUGCAGUGCAUGAAUUCACAGACUGGCUACAUUCUGCAAAGGAAGAGCUGCACCGCUGGUCAGAUGCAACUGGAGAUACAUCAGUGAUACAGAAAAAGCUGGCCAAAAUCAAUGAGCUGGUAGACUCUCGCCAGAUCGGCGCGGGCCGCCUCGGCCGAGUGGAGACGCUAGCUCCCGCAGCGAAGCGCAGCACGAGUGCCGGCGGAUGCCAGCUCCUCGCCGCUGAGAUGCAGGCCCUGCAGUUGGACUGGAAGCAGUGGGAAGAAAGCGCUUUCCAGAGCCAGCGCAGCCUGCGGGACGUGCUGAGCCAGAUGGCCGUGUCGGAGCAGGAGUUCGCCGCGCAAGUUGCGCGGCUGGAGGAGGCCGUGCAGCGGUUCGGCGGGCUGCUGGCUGACUGGUCGCAGAGCCUGGCUCCCCUCGACAGCCGUCACACCGACGCCGAGAUCGUGGAGAGCUGGCGCAAGGAGAAAGAAACAUCAGAUGCUCUGAUAAAGUCUGAACAUGUGAUAGAUGAAAUCAAGACUCAGUUAAAUGAUCUUUGCAGAUUUUCCAGAGAUUUGAGUACCCAUUCUUCAAAAGUUUCUGGGUUGAUUAAGGAGUAUAACAGCCUUUGCCUGCAAGCUUCAAAGGGAUGUCAGAGUAAAGAGCAGAUCUUGCAACAAAGAUUUCGGACAAGUUUCAGGGACUUCCAGCAGUGGCUGGUCAGUGCGAAAGUCACCACAGCCAAAUGCUUCGAUGUACCUCAGGAUAUCAGUGAAGCUUCAGCAAGUCUACAGAAAAUACAGGAAUUCUUAUCAGAAAGUGAGAAUGGACAACAUAAAUUAAACUUGAUAGCAUCCAAAGGAGAACUGCUGUGCUCUGUUUUGCCAAAGGAGAAGGCUAAAGUUAUCUCGGACAAAUGCGCUAUGGCUAAGGAAGACUGGAAAAAUUUUAUCAGCACCCUCCAUCAGAAGGAAUCUGCACUGGAGAACCUAAAGAUCCAGAUGAAGGACUUUGAAGCGACUGCUGAGCCUCUGACAGAAUGGCUGAGCACAACAGAAAAGAUAGUACAAGGAAGUAGCAGUCGCCUCCAUGACCUUUCUUCCAAGAGGAGAGAACAGCAAAAGUUGCAGUCUGUCCUUGAGGAAAUAAGCUGCCAUGAGCAUCAGCUCAACAGGCUAAAAGAGAAAGCUCAGCAGCUGUUGGAAGAGCAAGCUGUCAGCAAAAGCUUUAUGCGCAGAGUGUCUCAAUUGUCUUCACAAUACCUUACUCUAAGCAAUCUGACAAAGGAGAAGGUGUCCAAAAUGGAUAGGGUUCUCGCAGAGCACCAGCAGUUCUCUCACGGUUUCAAGGACCUCCAAGACUGGGUGGCUGAUGCAAUUCACAUGCUGGAGUCCUACUGUCACCCCACUGCUGACAAAAAUGUUCUGGACAGUCGGAUGUUAAAGCUGGAGGGACUGCUAACAGUGAAACAAGAAAAAGAAAUCCAAAUGAAAAUAAUUAUGACAAGAGGAGAAUCUGUUCUGCAAAAUACUUCUCUGGAGGGAGCACAAGUGAUUGAACAGCAGUUACAUACCCUGAAGGACAGCUGGGCUUCUCUUCUGUCUGCGUGUAUCCAGUGCAAGAGUCAACUGGAAGGAGCUCUCUCCAAAUGGACAAGUUACCAGGAUGAUGUUCGCCAGUUUACCAGCUGGAUGGAUAAAGUAGAAGCAAGCAUGCAUUCUUCUGAAAGGCAAUAUGCUGAAUUGAGGGAAAAAACAGCUGCCCUCAGCAAAGCAAAGCUACUCAGUGAAGAAGUGUUGAGUCACAGCAGUCUGUUGGAGACAAUUGAAGCAAAAGGCAGUGGAAUGGCUGAGCAUUAUGUCACUCAGCUUGAACUCCAGGAGCUGCAGGACCGAUAUAAGUUGCUCAAAGACAGAACAAGGGAGGCAGUAAAAAAAGCUGAAGAACUGCUUAACUUACAUCAGGGGUAUCAAAGAAAUCUGAAGGCAUUUGAAACAUGGCUGGAGGAGGAACAGGAAAAACUUAGCUGCUUAUCACACCUUGAAGGUGAUGCCCAGAGACAGGAGGCAACGCUCCGAGACCUGCAGGAGUUGCAGGUCCGCUGUGCGGAGGGACAAGCAUUACUGAAUGCUGCUGUCCGUGCCAGAGAGGAGGUGAUUCCUUGGGGCAUGCCACAGAUAGAAGACAGAGCGUUGGAAUCCAUACGGCAGGACUGGCAAGUUUAUCAGCACAAUCUUUCUGAAGCAAGAAGCCAAUUAAACGCUACUGUGAGCAGACUGAGGUUAAUGGAGAAAAAAUUUCAGAAGGUUAAUGACUGGAUAACAGAACUGGAGGAGAAAGUUGCUGUCCGGACUGGGAGGCAGUCUGGUAGAGCAACGAAAGAGAUGCAGCUUCAACAAAUGAAGAAAUGGCAUGAAGAAAUAACGAUAUACAAAGAUGAUGUGGAGGAAGUUGGGAUACUAGCUCAACAAAUACUAGAGGAAGGUCUCACUACCAGUGGAAUGGGAAGCCAAGCUACACAGCUUACAUCUCGAUAUCAAACUCUUCUUCUUCGUAUCUUGGAACAAACAAAGUUUUUGGAAGAAGAGAUACGCAGUAUGGAGGAGUCAGAAUUGGCUUUUAGUGCUUACAAAAAUUGGUAUGGAGCUACUAACAAGGACUUCAGAAAUGUGAUCACCAAGUUUGAUGUGUUGGAUAAAACAGCAAUGGAGAAAAAAGUACAGAAACUAGAGCUGCUUUUGAGUGAUAUGGACAUAGGCCACAGUUUACUGAAAUCUGCCCGUGAGAAGGGGGAGCGAGCUAUAAAGUACAUGGAAGAAAAUGAUGCUGAUUGCUUAAGAAAAGAAAUUGGAGAUCAUGUGGAACAGCUUGAAGAUUUAGCUGGUUCAAUCAGGAAGGAGCAUGUGACUUCAGAGAAGUGCCUUCAGCUGGCAAAGGAGUUCUCAGACAAGUACAGGGCACAAACCCAGUGGCUCACAGAGUACCAAGCCAUGUUGCGUACACCAGUGGAACCAAAGUGUGAACUUUAUGAGAAGAAGGCCCAGUUGUCCAAAUACAAGUCCAUGCAGCAGACCAUUUUGUCCCAUGAGCCCUCAGUAAAAUCGGUGAUCGAAAAGGGAGAAGCACUUUUUGAUCUGGUGAAUGAUGUGACUCUAAAGAGCAACAUUCAAGAUCUUCAGAGCGAUUACCAUGAACUCUGCAGCGCAGCAAAGGCAUAUGUUGAAACAUUAGAGGUGAGAGUAAAAGAGCAUGAGGACUACAAUAGUGAUUUGCAAGAAGGAGAGAAGUGGUUAUUACAUAUGUCUAGCAGGCUGGUUAGCCCUGACCUCAUGGAGAAUAACAGUCUUGAAGUAAUCACUCAGCAACUAGCCAACCACAAGGCUAUCAUGGAAGAAAUUGCAGGAUUUGAAGACUGUUUGAACAAACUUAAGAGUAAAGGUGAUUAUUUGAUUAAUCAAUGCACAGAACAUCUUCAAGCAAAAUUUAAGCAAAAUAUACAAAGCCAUCUUCAAGGAACAAGGGACAGCUAUUCUGCCAUAUGUAGCACAGCCCAACGGGUGUACCAGAGUUUGGAACAUGAACUCCAGAAGCAUGUCAAUCAUCAAGAUACCCUACAACAGUGCCAGACUUGGCUGUCUACAGUACAGUCAGAGCUAAAGCCAAGUACCUGGACACCUUUCAGCCUGGCAGAUGCAGUUAAACAGGUGAAACAUUUCCGGGCUCUGCAGGAACAGGCAAAUACAUACUUGGAUCUUUUGUGCUCCAUGUGUGAUCUGUCAGAUGCCACAGUGAAGAGUACAGCAACAGAUAUUCAACAAACAAAACAAAUGAUUGAGCAACAGAUAAUGCACUCACAGUAUUUGGCUCAAGGUUGGGAAGAGAUAAAACAAAUGAAGGCUGAGCUCUGGAUAUAUUUCCAGGAUGCAGAUCAACAACUACAGAAUUUGAAAAGGAGACGCGCAGAGUUGGAACUAAAUAUUGCCCAGAAUAUGGUACUCCAAGUUAAGGAAUUCAGUCAGAAGUUACAGUCUAAGCAGUCAGCUCUUACUUCAGUGACUGAGAAGAUAAACAAACUAACCCAAGGACAGGAGUCACCUGAGCACAAGGAAAUUGGACAGCUGAGCAAUCAGUGGCUGGAUCUCUGCCUUCAAGCACACAGUUUGCUCAUACAGAGGGAGGAAGAUCUGCAGAGGACAGUGGAUUACCAUGAUCGUAUGAAUGUAGUUGAACUUUUCUUGGAAAAGCUCACAAAAGAAUGGGACAACUUGGCUAGAUCUGAUGCUGAAAGCACAAAUGUGCACCUUGAAGCUUUGGAGAAAUUGGCACUAACACUUCAAGAGAGGAGAUUUGCUCUGGAAGAUUUGAAAGAUCAGAAACAGAAGAUGGUGGAACAUCUGAAUCUUGAUGACAAAGAAUUAGUAAAGGAGCAAUUUGGUCAUUUUGAGCAACGCUGGACUCAGCUGGAGGAACUUGUGAAAAGAAAAAUGCAAAUUUCUGUUUCAACUUUAGAAGAGCUUAGUUUGGUGCAUUCCAAACUUCAGGAACUAAUGGAAUGGGCAGAAGAGCAGCAACCUAGUAUCUCAGAGGCUCUUAAACACAGCCCUCCUCCAGAUUUGGCUCAGAGUCUUCUCAUGGAUCAUCUUACCAUUUGCAGUGAGCUUGAAGCCAAACAGCUUGUUCUGAAGACACUGUUGAAAGAUGCCGAGAGGGUGAUGACCAGCUUAGGGCUCAAUGAAAGGCAGGAGCUGCAGAAAGCACUUUCUGAUGCACAGCACCAUGUAGAUUGUCUCAGUGAUCUGGUUGGCCAGAGGAGAAAGCACCUGAAUAAAGCACUGUCUGAAAAAACACAGUUUCUCUUGGCAAUCUUUCAGGCUACCAACCAAAUUCAUCAACAUGAGAAGAAAGUAACAUUUCCAGAGCAUAUCUGUUUGUUGCCAGAAGAUGUGAACAAACAGAUCAGGACUUGUAAGAAUGCCCAAGCUAGCCUGAAAGCCUACCAAAAUGAAGUCACUGGGCUGUGGACUCAAGGAAGGGAUUUAAUGAAAGAAGCAACAGAACAAGAGAAGAGUGAAGUGUUAGGUAAACUGCAAGAACUACAGAAUAUAUAUGACACUGUUUUACAAAAGUGUACCCAGAGAUUGUUAGAACUGGAGAAAAAUAUAGUUUCCAGGAAAUAUUUCAAAGAAGAUUUGGAUAAGGCUUGCCAUUGGCUAAAGCAAGCUGAUAUUGUCACAUUCCCAGAAGUUAAUGUAAUGAAUAGUAACUCUGAACUGUACACCCAGUUGUCCAAGUAUCAACAGAUUCUUGAGCAGUCACCUGAAUAUGAAAAUCUCCUACUUGCUCUGCAAAGACAUGGCCAAGAAAUCCUACCAUCGCUUAAUGAGGUGGAUCAUUCUUAUCUGGAUGAAAAACUUAAUAUUCUCCCUCAGCAAUUCAACCUUGUCACUGCUCUGGCAAAAGAUAAAUUCUAUAAAGUUCAGGAAGCAAUUUAUGCUAGAAAAGAAUAUACCUCUUUGAUUGAGUUGACAACUAAAGCCUUGACUGAGCUAGAUGAUCAGUUUAUUAAUAUGGACAAAGCUCCAGCUUCUGUUUUAGCCAAAGAAGUUGUGUCACUCCAGCAGGCCUACAGAGACCUCCUAGGUGAAGUGAUGAGCCUUGGUGCAGCAGUGGAUGAACUAAACCAGAAGAAGGAGGCCUUUCGUAGCACUGGCCAGCCAUGGCAACCAGAUGAAAUGUUAAAACUUGCCACAUUAUAUCACAAGUUGAAGAGGCAAAUAGAACAGAAAAUCAGCCUGUUAGAAGACACAGUAGAAGCAUGUCAAGAACAUGAGAAGAUGUGUACACAACUUGAAGCACAGUUAGAGGCAGUGAAAAAUGAACAAAUUAAGGUAAAUGAAGAAAUGCUACCAAUAGAAGAAAAGUUGAAAAUAUACCAUUCUCUGGUGGGCAGCUUGCAAGAUUCGGGGAGUCUUCUGAAGCGAAUAACUGAGCAUAUAGAAACCCUUUCUCCCCAGCUUGAUCCAUCUGCACUUGAAACAACCAAUCACCAAGUGCUGUCUUGGCAAGACAAACUAAAGAAUUUGCAUUCUGCCAUUGGUGACAUAGUGAUGGACUGUGAGAAUAGACUUGUGCAAAGCAUAGACUUCCAGACAGAAAUCUGCCGUUCACUCGACUGGCUGAGAUGGGUGAAAACAGAACUCAAUGGAAAAUUAAGUUUGGACCUAAAGCUGCAAAGCAUCCAAGAAGAAAUCCGAAAGGUUCAGAUACAUCAGGAAGAAGUGCAGUCAAGCCUAAGGGUAAUGAAUGCACUGAGCAAUAAAGAAAAAGAGAGAUAUAUGAAAGCAAAGGAGCUGAUACCUGCUGAUCUGGAAAACACUCUUGCUGAGCUGGCAGAACUAGAUAGUGAAGUUCAAGAAGCUAUACACAUGAGACAGGCGACCUUGGAUAAAUUAUAUAGCCUUUGCCAAAGGUAUUAUCAAGUGAUUCAAAUAACAAAUGACUGGCUUGAGGAUGCUCAGGAGUUUCUGCAUUUAACAAGAAAUGGUCUUGAUGUUGAGAACUCCGAGGGGAACCUAGGGAACCACAUUGAAUUUUUCAGCACAGAAAGUCAGUUCAGUAAUAAUUUGAAGGAGUUACAGGGCCUGGUAUCUGAGCUGGAGCCCUUUAUACUUGCCACAGCAAGAGAGCAGCUCAUGCAGAAUCUAGCUUCAUUGGAAGAAAAGGGCAAAGGGACAAAGCAGGAAGCCAAAACUCAACAAGAACUGUUGCAAAGGUGUGCUUCUGAGUGGCAGGAGUAUCAGACAGCACGACAAAAGGUCAUUGAAGUGAUGAAUGAGGCUGAAAAAAAGUUAUCUGAAUUCUCAGUAGCUAAAGCUGCUUCUUCUCAUGAAGCAGAAGAGAAAUUGCAAACACAUAAGACUCUUGUGUCUGUAGUAAAUUCUUUCCAUGAAAAGAUAACAACUCUUGAAGAGAAGGCUUCACAGCUGGAAAAAGUUAGCAAUGAUGCCAGCAAGGCAACUGUAAAUAGAUCAGUGACAACAGUUUGGCAGCGCUGGACAAGGCUCCGGAAUGUAGCCCAGGAGCAAGAGAAAAUUUUGGAAGAUGCAGUACAGGAAUGGAAGGGGUUUAAUGAUAAGAUUCAGAAAGCUACUGUAGUGAUAGAUCAACUACAGGAUCGUUUACCAGAAAGCUCAGUAGAAAAAGCAUCUAAAACAGAGCUCCUGGAACUCCUGGAUUACCACAGCAGCUUCCUUCUGGAAGUGGAGCACCAGCUAUCAUCUUUGGGUCUGCUCAAACAGCAUGCUCUUAAUAUGCUUCAGGAUGUGGAAAUAAAACCUCUGUCCCAGGAGGAAGUACCAGUCAUGCAAGAAGUCAAAGCAAUGCAAGAUCGAUGCCACAAUAUGCAACAGAAAGUGAAAAAAAGUGUAAAGCUCGUGAAACAGGAGCUGAAAGAGCGUGAGGACGUUGAAGCACAAAUAAAUGUUGUGAAGACUUGGAUCCAGGAAACAAAAGAAUAUUUAUUAAACCCUGAUGUGGAAGUGGAUACUCAACUUCAGGAGCUGAAGUCUCUCCUCUCUGAAGUAACUACUCAUCGCCAGGCUGUUGAAAAAAUGGCUGAACAACAACAGAAUAAGUACUUGGGGCUUUAUACAAUUUUGCCUUCUGAACUCUCUCUUCAUUUAGCAGAAGUUGGACUGGCCCUUGUAACUGUACAAGAUCAGAUUCAAGCCAAAGAAAAAGAAACUGAGCAUAUCAAAACACUGAAUCAAGAGUUUGGACAGAGAAUUCAGGGGAUAGCAAAUGAAUUAAAUGCAGUUCUUUCCAAACUGAAAAGGAAAACAAAUGAUAUUGUACAAGCUAAAUUUGAACAGAAGAUCCUUGGUGAAGAGUUGGACAGCUGUAAUAUAAAGUUACUGGAAUUAGAUGCAUCAGUCCAGGAGUUUUCAGAACAGAACAUACCCCUGGCUAAGCAGCUGGCUAACAGAAUAGGGAAACUCACUGCACUGCACCAACAGACCAUACGGCAGGCUGAGUACAGAGCAACCAAGCUCAGUCAGGCUACUUCACAUUUGGAAGAAUACAAUGAGAUGCUGGAGUUCAUACUGAAAUGGAUUGAGAAAGCAAAUAUCCUAGUGCAUGGUAGUAUAACAUGGAAUUCUUCCUCUCAGCUUCGUGAUCAGUUUAAAGCCUACCAGACUAUGCUUGAAGAGUCUGCGGAAAUCCACGGUGAUCUCGAGGCUAUGAGUGAAAGGAUUGAGUAUCUGGCCAGUGUAUACUCAACUGAAGGAAUGUCUCAGCAAGUGCUAGAACUGGGGCGUCGGACAGAAGAGUUGCAACAAGUUAUCAAAGUGCGGCUACCAAAUCUGCAAGACGCUGCCAAGGACAUGAAGAAGUUUGAAGUUGAGCUGAGAGCCUUGCAGACUGCUCUGGAGCAAGCCCAAGCCACACUGACCUCUCCAGAGCUUGGGCGUUUGAGCUUGAAAGAGCAACUGUCUCACAGACAGCAUCUCUUGUCUGAAAUGGAAUCGCUUAAGCCAAAGGUUCAUGCAGUCCAAGUCUGUCAAAGUGCCUUGAGGAUUCCUGAAGAGGUGGUCACCAGCCUGCCAAUAUGUCACAGUGCACUCCAGCUCCAGGAGGAGGCCAGCCGCCUGCAGCACACUGCCAUUCAGCAGUGCAACAUCAUGCAGGAAGCUGUGGUGCAAUAUGAGCAAUAUGAGCAAGAGAUGAAACAUUUACAGCAAAUGAUAGAGAGUGCCCAUCGUGAGAUCCAAGACAAGCCAAUAGCAACCAGCAACAUCCAGGAGCUCCAGAACCAGAUUUCACGUCAUGAGGAGCUGGCGCAGAAGAUCAAAGGAUACCAGGAGCAAAUUGCUUCUUUGAAUUCAAAGUGCAAGAUGCUAACGAUGAAAGCGAAACAUGCCACUAUGCUUCUGACAGUGACAGAAGUGGAGGGGCUUUCAGAAGGAAUGGAGGAGCUGGAUUCAGACCUACUCCCGGCGCACCCUGCACAUCCCUCAGUGGUUAUGAUGACUGCUGGUCGCUGUCACACGCUGCUCUCCCCUGUCACUGAGGAGUCUGGGGAGGAGGGAACCAACAGUGAGAUCUCUUCUCCACCUGCCUGUCGCUCUCCCUCACCUGUGGCUAAUACAGAUGCUUCUGUUAACCAGGACAUUGCAUAUUACCAAGCCUUAUCUGCUGAACAGUUGCAAACAGAAGCUGCAAAAAUUCAGCCCAGCACUUCAGCCACUCAAGAGUUUUAUGAACCAGGCUUAGAAUCAGCUGCUAGUGCCAAACUGGAUGAUUUGCAGCGUUCUUGGGAAACACUGAAGAAUGUGAUUAGUGAAAAACAACGCACACUUUAUGAAGCUCUUGAGCGUCAACAGAAAUAUCAGGACACACUUCAGUCUAUAUCCACAAAAAUGGAGACCACUGAGAUGAAACUGAAUGAGAGUCUGGAACCAGCCAAGAGCCCAGAGAGCCAGAUGGCUGAACAUCAGGCUUUGAUGGAUGAGAUUCUAAUGUUGCAAGAAGAAAUCACUGAGCUUCAGACAUCAUUAGCAGAGGAGCUGGUUUCAGAAUCACUGGAUGCAGAAGCUGCGGACCAGUUGGCAUUGCAGUCCACUCUCACGGUCUUGGCAGAGCGAAUGGCUACAAUUCGAAUGAAGGCAUCAGGAAAAAGGCAGCUAUUAGAGGAAAAACUAAGUGAGCAACUGGAAGAACAGCGACAAGAACAGGCUCUUCAGAGGUACCGCUGUGAAGCUGAUGAGCUUGACCACUGGCUACUCAAUACCCGUGCAACGCUGGACACUGCUCUGGUUACUGCUGAGGAACCUAUGGAUAUGGAAGCUCAGUUGGUGGAUUGUCAGAACAUGCUGGUUGAAAUAGAGCAGAAGGUGGUGGCCUUAUCAGAGCUUUCUGUGCACAACGAGAACUUGCUUAUGGAAGGGAAAGCUCAUACUAAGGAUGAGGCAGAGCAGCUGGCUUUGAAGCUCAGGACACUGAAGGGCAGUCUUCUGGAGCUGCAGAAAGUUCUCCAUGAUAAACAGAUCAACAUUCAGGGAUCACUACAAGAAAAGGAGGAGAGCAAUCUAGAUUUGGUUUCCUCACAAAGUCGUGUCCAAGAAUGGCUGGCACAAGCAAGGACUACUCGAUCACAGCAACAGCAGAGCACUCUACAGCAACAGAAAGAGCUGGAACAAGAGCUAGAAGAGCAGAAGAAUUUGCUCCGGUCAGUAGCAUGCCGUGGAGAAGAAAUCCUAACGCAGCAAGGUAUUCCAGAAGGCUUAUGUAUAAGUGAGAAGCCUGAGAAGCUCUCUGAAGGAACUGUGCUUAAGGUGAGAAAAUCAUCACCUGAACAACAGCUGAAGAUAAAAUGGGAAAGCCUGAACCACAAAUUCAAUACCAAGCAGAAGCUUCUCCAGAAAACUCUGGAACAAGAGCAACUGCAGCUCUAUAGCAGACCAAAUAGACUGAUUUCUGGACUGCCUUUGUAUAAGGAGAAUGGACAGGAAGAGGAGAAGUCGUCUGUGUCACCAGUAUUGGUUGAACUAAAUCAGGCCUUUGAAGAUGUGUCAUCUGAGGCUGGACGGGUGGAGAAGGAGAGUCUACAUCUUGAACAGAAGCUGUAUAAUGGAGUUGCAUCUACCUCCUUAUGGCUAGAUGGUGUGGAAGAACAGGUAUUUGUUGCUACAGCUCUGCUGCCAGAGGAAGAAACAGAAACAUACCUCUGCAAACAGGAGUCUCUUGCCAAAGAAAUCAAAGACAUAAGAGAAAUGGAUAAGAACAAGAAUUUAUUUACUCAGAUAUUUCCUGAGAAAUGGUGAUAAUAGGGAGGGUUAUAGAAGACCACUUUGGAUUGUCUCCUGAGAAGACUUACCCUUACUGGAGUCAGUAGUAACCAAGAGAAGCCAUCAGAUGAAAGAAAGGCUCAGGAAAUAAUGACCUUCAAGAAUGACCUGAAACUCCUGUUUACUUCACUAGCUGACAGCAAAUACUUGGUUCUACAGAAACUAGCAGAGGCAGCUGAGAAACCGGAAACAGAACAAAUUCAGGUCAUAAUGCAGGCAGAAGAAAGUUUGAAGGAAUUAGAUGCUGGAAUCAAUGAAUUAAAGAAGAGUGUAGAUAAGCUACAAAUAGACCAGCCUUCUGCACAAGAGCUAUCUAAGCUACAGGAUAUGUAUGAUGAGGUGAUGAUGAUAAUUGGAUCCAGACGGAGUGACCUGAACCAGAAUCUGGCUCUUAAGAGGCAGUAUGAGCGGGCUUUGCAGGACCUGGCUGACCUGGUAGAAACAGGCCAAGAAAAGAUGGAUGGUGACCAGAAAAUGAUUGUUGCUUCUAAGGAGGAGGUUCAAUCACUACUUGACAAGCACAAGGUAAGAAACUGAAUAUUUUCAGGGUUGGAGUCUCACAUGAUCCUGACAGAGACACUCUUUAGAAAGAUGAGUAGUUUUGCCCUUUUAAAGGAAACUCAAUCACAUUCAGAAUUAAUCGCACAAGCUUCAACUGUAUUAAAGCUGGCACAUAAACGAGGUGUGGAGCUGGAAUACAUUCUAGAGACUUGGAUGCAUCUGGAUGAAGCUUACCAGGAACUUACCAGACAACUGGAGUCUGUCGAAGGUAACAUUCCUGCUGUUGGUUUGGUGGAAGAGACGGAAGACAAGCUCACAGAACGGAUUAAACUUUUUCAGCAUCUGAGAUCUAACCUGACUGAAUAUCAGCCUAAAUUAUACCAGGUGCUGGAUGAUGGGAAAAGGCUACUUUUUUCUGUUAGCUGCUCAGAUCUUGAAAGUCAGCUGAACCAACUGGGAGAGCACUGGCUAAGUAACACCAGCAAGGUUAACAAGGAACUUCACAGGCUGGAGACAAUACUGAAGCACUGGACAAGGUAUCAAAGUGAAUCAACUGAACUGACACACUGGUUACAAUCUGCAAAAGAGCGACUUGAGUUCUGGAGUCAGCAGUCUCUGACAGUUCCUCAGGAACUGGAAACUGUCCGAGACCACCUGAGUUCCUUUUUGGAGUUUUCAAAAGAAGUGGAUGCUAAAUCAUCACAGAAAUCUUCUGUACUGAGUACUGGGAACCAGCUCCUCAGAUUGAAGAAGGUAGAUACAGCAGCGUUGCGUGCAGGAUUGUCCCAGAUUGACAGUCAGUGGACAGAGCUGCUCACACAAAUCCCAGCAGUACAAGAGAAAUUGCACCAGCUGCAGAUGGACAAAAUUCCUUCUCGCCAUGCUAUCACUGAAGUUAUGAGCUGGAUUUCCCUGAUGGAAAAUGUUAUUCAUAAAGAUGAGGAGAGUAUAAAAAAUGUAAUAGGACAAAAAGCCAUUCAGGAUUAUGUCCAAAAAUACAAGGGUUUCAAGAUAGAUUUAAAUUGCAAACAAUUGACAGUGGACUUUGUGAAUCAAUCGGUGCUACAGAUUAGCAGCCAAGAUGUUGAAAGUAAACGUAGUGACAAAACUGAUUUUGCAGAACAGCUUGGAGCAAUGAAUAGACGUUGGCAGAUCCUACAAGGCUUGGUAACAGAAAAGAUCCAGCUGUUGGAAAGUCUGCAGGAAUCCUGGACAGAAUAUGAAAAUAAUGUGCAGUGCUUAAAAUCUUGGUUUGAAACCCAAGAGAAGAAGUUGAAAAAACAACAGAGAAUUGGAGACCAGGCUUCAGUACAGAAUGCUUUGAAAGAUUGUCAGGAAUUAGAAGAAUCAAUAAGAACAAAGGAAAAAGAAUUAGAAAGCAUAGAACAAAGUGGUCUGUCUUUGAUACAGAACAAGAAGGAAGAAGCCUGUUCUGCUGUUUUGAAUACACUGCAAGAAAUCAAUCAUUCCUGGGCCAACUUGGAUCACAUGGUUAGCCAGCUAAAGAUAUUGUUGCAGUCUGUUCUUGAUCAGUGGAGCAUUUACAAAGUAACUUAUGAAGAACUAAAUAGUUACCUGAUGGAAGCCAGAUAUUCUUUGUCCCGCUUUUAUCUUCUUACUGGCUCUUUGGAAGCUGUGAAAGUCCAAGUUGAUAACCUACAGAGCCUGCAAGAUGAACUGGAAAAACAAGAAAAUAGCUUACAGAAAUUUGGUUCCGUGACCAAUCAGUUACUGAAGGAAUGUCACCCACCAGUGACCGAAACACUUACCAGCACUUUGAAAGAAGUUAAUAUGAGGUGGAAUAACCUUAUGCAAGAGAUUGCAGAGCGACUACGUUCCAGUAAGGGUCUCCUUCAGCUGUGGCAGAGGUACAAGGACUGUUACCAGCAGUGCUCUUCUACAGUCCGUCUACGAGAAGACCAGACCAAUGAAUUGUUGAAGACUGCCACCAGUAAAGACAUUGCUGAUGAUGAAGUAACCACCUGGAUUCAGGACUGCAAUGAUCUUCUUGCUGAUAUAAAGACAGCACAGGAUUCACUGAUUGUUCUUCAAGAACUGGGAGAGGAGUUAAAAAGCCGGGUGGAGGCCUCAGCAGCAGCAGCUAUACAGUCUGAUCAACUGUCUCUGAACCAGAAUCUGUCAGCCCUAGAACAAGCUCUAUGCAAGCAACAAACUGUACUUCAGGCUGGAGUAUUGGACUAUCAAACAUUUGCUAAGAACCUGCAAGAUCUUGAGGCCUGGGUAACAGAAGCAGAAGCAAAACUGAAAGGACAGGAUCCUGGUCACACAUCUGAUCUCUCAGCAAUACAGAGUAGGAUGGAGGAACUCAAAAGUCAGAUGUUGAAGUUCAGCAGCAUGGCCCCAGAUUUGGAACAUCUUAAUGAGCUGGGUUACAGGCUUCCUCUGAAUGAUAAAGAAAUCAAAAGAAUCCAGAACCUGAACAGACAGUGGUCUCUGAUCUCAUCUCAGACUACAGAGAGAUUCAGUAAGCUGCAGUCUUUCUUGCUGCAGCAGCAGACAUUCUUGGAGAAAUGUGAAACUUGGAUGGAUUUAUUAGUUCAGACUGAACAGAAGCUGGCGGCAGAGAUUUCAGGAAACUACCAGAGUCUUUUAGAGCAACAGAGAGCACAUGAGCUAUUCCAGGCAGAGAUGUUCAGCCGUCAGCAGAUUUUGCAUUCAAUCAUCUCUGAUGGGCAGCACCUCCUAGAACAAGGACAAGUAGAUGACAGGGAUGAAUUUAAUCUGAAGCUGACACUUCUGAGUAAUCAGUGGCAAGGAGUAAUUCGUCGGGCACAGCAGAGGAGAGGGAUCAUUGACAGCCAGAUCCAUCAGUGGCAGCGCUACAGGGAGAUGGCAGAGAAACUACGCAAGUGGCUGAUGGAAACAUCCUGUCAGCCAGUGAGUGGUCUGGGAAAUGCUCCUAUUCCAUUGCAGCAAGUAAGAGCAUUGCUGGAUGAAGUGCAGCUUAAAGAGAAAGUUCUUCUGAGGCAGCAGGGGAGUUAUAUCCUGGCUGUGGAAGCUGGGAAGCAAUUACUGCUCUCUGCUGACAGCGGAGCUGAGGCAGCCCUGCAGGCAGAGCUUACAGAAAUUCAGGAGCGAUGGAAGAAAGUUAGCAACCAACUGGAAGAACAGAAGAAACAGGUUGCUUUAUUACUGAAAGACUGGGAAAGAUCUGAAAAGGGAAUAGCAGACUCCCUGGAGAAGCUAAGAUCAUUCAAAAAAAAGCUUUCUCAGCCUUUGCCAGAACACCAUGAUGAGCUGAAUGCAGAGCAGAUUCGUUGCAAGGAAUUAGAGAAUGCUGUUGAUGGAUGGACAGAUGACCUUGCACACCUCUCUCUACUGAAGGAGUCCUUGUCUACCUACAUAAGUGCAGAUGAUAUUUCAGUCCUCAAUGAGCGUAUAGAGCUUCUGCACAGACAGUGGGAGGAGCUGUGCCAUCAGGUAUCCUUACGUCGACAGCAAGUUAGUGAGAAACUGAAUGAGUGGGCUGUCUUCAGCGAGAAGAACAAGGAGCUCUGUGAGUGGCUGACACAAAUGGAAAGUAAAGUAUCUCAAAAUGGUGACAUCGUCAUAGAAGAAAUGAUCGAGAAACUUAGAAAGGAUUAUCAAGAGGAAAUUGCUGUAGCCCAAGAGAACAAAAUCCAGCUCCAGCUAAUGGGAGAGCGACUUGCUAAAGCCAGCCAUGAGAGUAAAGCAUCAGAGAUUGAGUACAAACUUGGCAAGAUCAAUGACAGAUGGCAACAUCUUCUGGAUCUCAUUGCAGCCAGGGUAAAGAAGUUGAAAGAAACCCUAGUUGCAGUGCAGCAGCUGGAUAAGAACAUGAGUAGCCUGAGAUCUUGGCUUGCCCACAUUGAGUCAGAGCUGUCCAAACCAAUUGUCUAUGAAACUUGUGACUCUGAGGAGAUACAAAGGAAGCUAAAUGAACAGCAGGAACUUCAGAGGGACAUCGAGAAACACAGCACUGGAGUGGCAUCUGUUCUCAAUUUGUGUGAAGUGCUUCUUCAUGACUGUGAUGCCUGUGCCACAGAAACAGAGUGUGACUCUAUCCAGCAGGCUACACGCAAUCUGGACAGAAGGUGGAGGAACAUUUGUGCAAUGUCAAUGGAAAGGCGACUUAAAAUUGAAGAGACGUGGCGGUUAUGGCAAAAGUUUUUGGAUGACUACUCUAGAUUUGAAGACUGGCUAAAAAACUCUGAGAGGAUUGCUGCUUUCCCAAGUUCCUCUGGUGUGCUUUACACAGUUGCUAAGGAAGAACUGAAGAAAUUUGAGGCCUUCCAGAGACAGGUGCAUGAAAGCCUCACUCAGCUGGAACUGAUUAACAAACAAUAUCGCCGACUGGCCCGGGAGAAUCGCACUGAUUCUGACUGCAGCCUCAAGCAGAUGGUCCAUGAGGGGAACCAGAGAUGGGACAAUUUACAAAAGCGAGUUACCUCCAUCCUGCGCAGGCUAAAACAUUUUAUUGGCCAGCGUGAGGAGUUUGAGACAGCACGUGAUAGUAUCCUGGUAUGGCUAACAGAGAUGGACCUGCAGCUGACAAACAUAGAGCAUUUCUCAGAGUGUGAUGUCCAAGCAAAGAUAAAGCAACUUAAGGCUUUCCAGCAAGAAAUUUCACUGAACAACAACAAAAUUCAGCAGAUAAUUGUUCAGGGUGAGCAACUCAUUGAGAAAAGUGAACCCAUGGAUGCAGCUGUCAUUGAAGAAGAGCUAGAUGAGUUACGUCGUUACUGUCAGGAGGUCUUUGGACGUGUGGAGCGCUAUCACAAGAAACUGAUCCGUCUUCCUCUGACAGAUGAUGAACAUGAGCUGUCUGACAGAGAGGUGGAUCUCGAUGAAUCAGCAGAUCUCUCUGACAUACACUGGCAUGACAAGUCUGCAGACAGUGUUCUCUCCCCACAUCCUUCUUCCAACCUUUCACUGCCUCUUGCACAGCCAGUGAGAAGUGAACGAUCAGGGCGGGAUACCCCUGCAAGUGUGGACUCUAUCCCUCUGGAGUGGGAUCAUGAUUAUGACCUUAGCAGAGACCUGGAGACAGCUGUUUCACGGGCGCUGCACUCUGAGGAAGAAGAUGGAGAACAAGAGAAGGAUUUCUAUCUGAGAGGAGCAGCUAGUAUAGCAGGAGAACCUGGUUCCCUAGAAGCACAUAUACGACAGCUGGACAAAGCCUUAGACACCAGUCGUUUCCAAAUACAGCAAACAGAAAACAUCAUCCGCAGCAAAACACCUACAGGACCAGAGCUGGAUGCCACUUAUAAAGGAUAUAUGAAGCUACUAGGUGAGUGCAGUGGAAGCAUAGACUCGGUAAAAAGGCUUGGGUAUAAACUCAAAGAGGAAGAGGAAAAAUUAUCUGGACUUAUUAAUCUGAACAGUACUGAAACACAAACAGCUGGUGUAAUUGACCGAUGGGAAUUAAUCCAGGCUCAAGCUCUAAGCAAGGAGCUAAGGAUGAAGCAGAACCUUCAGCAAUGGCAGCAGUUCAAUUCCGACCUUAACAGCAUUUGGGCUUGGUUAGGAGAAACAGAGGAAGAACUGGAGAAGCUCCGCCGCCUUGAUCUCAGUACUGACAUACAAACUAUUGAGCUCAGGAUUAGAAAAUUGAAAGAGCUGCAGAAGGCAAUUGAUAACCGGAAAGCUAUCAUCUUAUCCAUCAACCUGUGCAGCUCAGAAUUUACUCAGUCUGACAGUGAAGAAAGCAAGAAGCUCCAAGAGCGCCUGUCUCAGAUGAACAUCUGCUGGGAUCACGUAUGCAGUAUGAUCGAAGAGUGGCGCUGCUCACUGCAAGAUGCAUUAAUGCAGUGCCAGGAUUUCCAUGAAAUGAGCCAUGGUUUGCUGCUCUGGUUAGAGAAUAUUGACAGAAGAAAAAAUGAGAUUGUGCCCAUCAAUCCAAAUCUGGAUUCAGAAAUCCUACAGGAUCAUCACAGACUUUUAAUGCAAAUCAGACGUGAACUGCUGGAAUCUCAGUUGAAAGUGGCGUCACUGCAAGAUAUGUCCUGCCAAUUGUUAGUCAAUGCUGAAGGCAAGGACUGCCUUGAAGCCAAAGAAAAGGUGCAUGUCAUUGGAAACAGACUUAAGCUCCUCUUGAAAGAAGUCAUACGUCACAUAAAAGACCUAGAGAAAGCUCUAGACAUUUCAAGUAGUCAGUUGGAUUUGUCCUCAUGGUCCUCUGCUGAUGAACUAGACACAUCAGGCUCAGUGAGUCCUGUAUCUGGACAAAGCACACCAAGCAGACAGAGAACGCCACGGGGCAAAUGUAGUCUCUCACAGCCUGGACCCUCUGUCAGCAGUCCACAUAGCAGGUCCAUAAGAGGUGGCUCAGGUUCCUCCCCUUCUGAGGCUGGGCCAGCAUGGCAGCACCCAUCCUUCUUCCUCAGAGUCCUCAGAGCUGCUCUGCCACUUCAGCUCUUUUUGCUGCUCCUGAUUGGGCUGGCUUGCCUGGUUCCAAUGACCGAGGAGGACUACAGCUGUGCAAUGGCCAACAACUUUGCCCGCUCUUUCCAUCCCAUGUUAAAAUACAUGAAUGGUCCACCUCCGUUAUGAAGUUGUGAGACAGCAGGUGAUCUUGCUGGAGUAGUAGCCAGGAGACAGUGUGGUUUUAAAAAGUGACAGCAUUCAGUGUGGCAACUUUACAUAUCUGCUGUAGCCACCACAGUGUCUCUAUCAUUCUCUACUGGCACCAAGUUAGUAACACAUCAGUACAUCAGUUCCAAACUGCAGAACAUAUUAUCUGAGUAGCAUUGUUUCAGUAUUCACAUCCUGGGCACCAAGGAGGAUGUGAUGUGUGUGAGGGAAAUAUCCUUCUGUCCAUCAUUCUGGAUCUUUUAGCUACUUAAUACCCAGGUCAUUGCCCUGUACUAUGCAUAGCCAAGAACUGGAUACUGUAGAUCCUUUCCUCUGUGCUGCUCUAUAUGAGCCAUUAGCCUGUCUUUGUUAAUUGCCCUCUCAGUAUCUACAGUAUACAAAACAGCCAGUGCUAAAGAAAUUUUAGAGCAUUUGUAAACAUACAAUUUUAAAGGAUCUUGUAUCGCAGUGUGUUAUCCCCUGUGAUUUCUGUUUUGGGCAUGGUGUUCUAACCUUUGCUUUGGAUGUACAAGGUGUAAAUCUGUUAAGCACUUUUUUAAGGUUUAAAAUAUGGAUGUAAUAAAUGAGAUCAUAAAAGGUUUUAUGAAGAAAAAUGUUGAAUGUCAAGUUGAAAAACAAAGAACAUAUUUAUGUAUGUACAGUUUGCUAAGCCAAGUUUUGUUUGUAUUGAUUUCUUUGCAUUUAUUAUAGAUACCAUAAAAUAUUUUGUCUACGUGCUUUUUAAGGACAAGUAUGAAGACCUCUAAGUUUAGAAUGAGAUAUGUAUAGUAUAAAGAAAAAUAGCUGCACUUCUAAAAAUAAUUAAAAAAUGCUGUACCAAAUUAGCAAUAUUGAGUAUAUGUUAAAAUAAGAUCAUCUGGAUAAUAUGUCAAAUGGUGAUAUACAAGGCGAGGUGUUAUAUCUACUAUAGAGUAACGCUAGCUGAACUUCAGCAUUUAGAGGAGCCGAAAUCUCCCUUUUCAGAUAAGUGUAACAUUUUCCUGGAAAGGAUAUUGUAUGUCAACAAGGUGUUUUCAGUGUCUGAGACCUAGACUCGGAUUGAUACAAGUAUAUAUUCUUCUCAAGUCUUAGUUUCUUUCAUUGAUAUUCAGAAGUUAUGCUGUCUAUGAUCACUGUUUGAGUAGACAAAGAUAAAUAAUGCACUUUUAUAAUAUAAAAAUGAGCUGUUAUUUGCAGAAGGCUUCAUAAAAUUUACCUUUCCUCUGUUUUCUGAUAUCAUUCUCUAUGGUAACACAACUUAUGGGAAUGGUAAUCGAUGCACAUACAUUAAUAAUUUAAUAGCUCACUUUAGAACUGUUAGUCCAGAUCUCUGUAUUCUUUAGACAUUCCUUCAUCAGCCAGUCCCUGGUUUUGAUGGCUGAGUUUUUGUUGGAUGGUUGCUUUUUUUCUUUUUUUUUCUUUUUCUUUUUUUUUUUUUUUUAAUGAAGGCAUUAUUGAUACUGAAAAAGCUAAUUUGCUGAGAAGGUUGCCUCCAGUUCGUUUUCCAGUCUAUUGUUUGUGAUCUCAUGGAAGGAGAUGUUAUCUAAAAGGUAGUUGUGAUUAUCAAACUACGAAAGAAAGCUUUAUCUGCUGAAGGAAGCAGGAAAAAAAUCACAAGUGAGACCUAUGUUUGUUUCUUAUGAUAUUUAAAAACUGAAGGAGAGGCAGGGAGGUUUGAAGGCAGGUGCUUAGGAGGAAGAGGAGAGUACAAGGAAAAGAGUUUUGUUUCAGUGAUUUUGGAUGCAAUUAAUAGAGUACCUUAUAACAGAAAAUGGAAGGGGUAGCACCUGGUAUGUUUGAAUUGCAAUCUGACAUUUGAUUUUUGCCAGCUGUUUUGCCAUUCUGUAGUCCCUGCUUUUUGAAGUCUCUAAUUAUGUGCACAUAUGACCCAUUCAGAACUGAUUUUUUUUUUUUUUUUUUACCUUUUGACACAGCGUCUUCCUUCUCUACAGCUCUAAUUCCAAGCAGCAAGAUGAUACUGGCAGUCUAGAAGUGCUGAGAAGCCCUACACUUUAUGGAGCAGCAGUGUGAGCUGUUGCUUAUUUUAGUUGGAGGUGUUGACAUUUUUCCAGUGUGUACCUCCUUGACUCACCCUUUCCCUGCAGCUCAUACCUGAACUAUAGAAUGGAUGAAAAAGUGUGCCCUGCUUAGUGGAGGCUAUAGGGGGAAGCAGAAGUGGGCUUUUUUAGUUGUUGAUUGUUUACUUAAUGUUCUCAGCUUCAUCCUGAUUGUUUUGGUUUCUUAUUGUGUCUGUUGUCCUUGGAGAAUAUUCUUGCGCUAAAGAAUUUAGUGUAAGAGAGAAAGGGUAAUGUUGGUUCACAUGAACAUAUUUAUAUAAAAUUCUUUCCAUGCUGACUGCUCAGGGAGAAUUGAAUCCCUUGGUCAGCUGUCACAGCUGUUUCUGCAUUUUUUGCCAUUAUUAAUUGCAUUACUUUUCCAUGUUUCCUCCUUCAGCCUAUACUACUGUUUCAUCUAUUUACAUUUUGCUUGUCAUUCAUUUCUCUGUAGACUCCAUUUAUCUCCCUGUACCCCAUCACCUGAGUCCUACGUCAUUCACCUUCUUGAUUUCAGAAGAGAAAAUCUCUGUCUGAGCACUUAAACUGGUUUGAGAAAUAGACUCCUCAAAAAGGAAUUUCCCAGCCCUGAGCUGAUUCCAUUAUGACUUCAAAUGGGUCUUUUUCAGAACUGAUAUUGAUCCUCAAAACUGGCACGAAGCAGUCAAAACUGAAACAAAUGCCCAGGCAUUUCACAGGCUCCCAUUAAAGCAAAUUUCAUCCAGUGAAUACCAGUGACUUGAAGAUCUAUCUUGAGCUGCAAAGCCAGGCAGAUGACAUCAGCAUAUGCAUUGAUAACCACAUCAUGUACUAGGGGAAACGAGACAAGUAUAAAGGAAAAAAGCACUUCCAGAAAAUCUUCAAAUAUUACAGCCUGUGGCAUUAGCCAACUUUGCAGCCUAGAAGUCUUCCUGCUAAGGUGAAGUUGCUCUUUCUGCCUAUCUUUAUUUCACUGGGAGGCUGUCAUGGAGGAGUUAGAUUUAAAAGAUUUUAAGAAAUGCACAGAUUAGAAUUUGAGAUGCCCUGGCUUUAGUCUGCAGUCAUUUACUCUCUUUCUAAAGCAGACAACCAAUUUACGGAUUGGAAACUGUAAAUAGACAAGACUGAAUUCUGGUAACAUGCUUUGAGCCUUGGCUGCAAGACCCCGGGGAAAGUGAUAAAGAAGUUGUCAAAAUCUGGGACCAUCCGUAGAAUCAUAAAAUGGUUUGGUAUGGAAAGGAUAUUUAAGAUAAUCUAGUUCCAAUCCCCCUGCUAUAGGCAGGGACACCUCCCUCUAGACCAGGCCUGGCCUUGAAUGCUUCCAGGGAGGGGGCAUUCACAGCCUCACUAGGCAACUUGUUCCAGUGUCUCAUCUUCACAGUAAAGAAUUUCUUUCUAAUAUCUAGUCUAAAUCUACCCUCUUCCAAUUUAAAACCAUUUCUCUUUGUCUAGUUGCCACAUGCCCUUAUAAAAAGUCUCUCCUCAUCGUUUGUAAACCCCUUCAGGUACUGGAAGGCUGCUAUAACGUCCCUCUGGAGCUUUCUCUUCUCUAGACUCAAGAGUACCAGCUCUCAGCAUGUCCUGGUAUGGCAGGUGCUCUAGCCCUCUGAUCAUCUUCAUGGCCCUCCUCUGGACCUGCUCCAACAGCUCAAUGUCCUUGUGUUGGGGGCCACAGAACUGGAUGCAGUAUUCCAGGUGAGAUCUCAUGAGAGCAGAGUAGAGGGGCAGGAUCACAUCCCUCAACCUGCUGGUUAUGAUUCUCUUGAUGCAACCCAGGAUACAGUUGGUCUUCUGGGCUGCAAGCGCAUAUUGUCCACUCACGUUGAAUCUUUCAUCAACUGCCACUAUGAAAUUCUCCUCAGGGCUGCUCUCAUGCCAUUCUCCACCCAACCUGCAUCUGUGGUUGGGAUUGCCCCAACCCAGAUUCAGGACCUUGCAUUUGGCCUUGUUGAACUUCAUGAGGUUGACAUGAACCCACCCCUCAAGCCUGUCCACGUCCCUCUGGAUAGCAUCCCUUCCCUCUAGCAUGUCAACUGCACCACUCAGUUUGGUGUUGUUGCAAACUUGCUGAGCAUGCAUUUGAGCUCACUGUUCACGUCACUUACAAAGAUGUUAACACCAUUCCCAGCACAAAUUCCUGAGGAAUUCCGUUUGUCACUGAUCUUCACUUAGACAUUGAGCCUUUGACUGCAACUCUCUGAGUGCAACCAUCCAGCUAAUUCCUUAUCCAGCAAGUGGUUCAUCCAUCAAAUCCAUUUUUUCUCCAAUUUAGCUACCAGGAUGUCAGGCAGGACAGUGUCAAAUGCUUUGCACAGGUCCAGGUAGAUGACAUCUGUUGCUCUUCCUUUAUCCACUGACACUGUUACUCCAUCAUAAAAGGCCAACCACAUCUGUCAAGCAUGACUUGCCCUUGAUGUAGCUUUGUUGUUUACCACCAAUAACACUAUCUUUAUUUUACACAUGCCUUCAGGAGGAUCUGCUCCAUGAUCUUGCCAGGCAUAGAGGAGAGACUGACUGGCCUGUAGUUCCCUGGAUCUUUUUUUUUUUUUUUCCUUCUUGAAAAUGGGGGUUAUGUUUCCCUUUUUCCAAUCAGUGGGAACUUCAUGAGACUGCCAUGACCUUUCAAAUAUGAUAUGGUAUUAUGACUUGGCAAAUUCAUCUGCCAGUUCCCUCAGAACCCAUGGAUAGAUCUCAUUGGGUGACAUGGAUUUGUGCACCUUCAUGUUCUUUAGAUGGCCUCGAGCCUGAUCUUUACUUACAGCGGGCAAAGUGUUUAAGCCUGAAGAAAAUGAAAUUCAUCUAAACUCUGCAUCUUGGCAAACAGCCCUUAUUACUAAAUUAUCUUUUAUCCCAUUUUCUAUUCAUAGAAUUGUAGAAUAGCUUAGGUUAGAGGGAACCUUGAAGAUUCCAAUUCCCUGCAAUGGGGAGGGCUGGUACCCACCAGAUCAGGCUGCCCAGGGCCCCAUCCAACCUGACCCUGAACACAUCUGAAGCUGGGGCAUCCACAGAUUCUUUGGGCAGCUUGUGCCAGUGUCUCACCAGUAAAGUAAUUAAAGAAUUUCUUAUUGACAUCUAAAUGAUUUUAAAAAAUUCCCUCUUAUUCAGUCACUGUGAGACCAUUUAGAAAGUUGUUUUCCUGCCUAUUUAUAAGUACAGGAAGGCUGCAGUGAGGACUCCCUGGAGCCUUUGCUUCUUCAAGUGAAACAAGCCUGACUCCCUCAACUUUUUUUCAUGAGAUCAGAGCUCCAGCACUCUGAUCAUCUUCAUGGCCCAUCUCUGGACCCACUGCAGCAGCUCCAUGUCUUUAUUGGGUUGUGGGCCCAAGGCAUGGACACGGGAUAUGGCCUUGUGGGCUGGCCACUCCUCUGUUGAUGCAGCCCAGGAUACAGUAGGCCUUCUGGGCUGCAAGAGCACGCUGCUGGUUCAUGUACAGCUUUUUGUCCAUCGUGUUCCCCAUGUACUUCUCCAUAGGGUUGCUGUCAGUGAGUUCUUCUCCCCAUCUGUGUUCUUAUCUAAGAUUGUCCUGACUUAAAUAUAACACCUUGUAUAUGCCUUGCUGAAUAUCAUUAGAUUCUCAUGUGCCCACUCUUUGAGCCCUUCUGCGUCCCCCUGGAUAUCAUCCCUUACUUCUAUGGUAUCAACUGUACCACUCAGCACCACUCUACUAUUGGAUAAGCAGUGACUGCUUUUGAGGUGUAAUCAUCGUUGCAGCUUGAUACAUCUUGCAACUGUGAACCCUGCUUACUGACUUAAAGGCUUAAAGUUGCCUCAUAAUUAGUGGGUGUUUAAAGGCAUAAACUCAUAGCUUAGUAACUCCUUACUGUAUGGUAAUACCAAGACGUCAUCUGCACAAUGCCCGUGCCCUGUUCCGUCAGUGUUAGCAGCUUCAUUCUGCAGCAGAUCAAUAGUCUGUCUCCACUGGUUUGCUACCCUUCCAGGUCCCCUGUAAACACCAUCAGUACCUUCAGUAUGGCCUCCUCCUUCCUUAGAGCUUACUUCUACAGCUGGCUAUUAAACAAAGAUAAACUAGCUGGGGUUGUCACAUGAACAGUCAACCCCAGCCCUCAGAGUCUUGUGCUUUUUGUAGUUGAGAAAUCUUUUUAUAACUGAUAGCAUCUCUUGACAUGAUCAUCAUCAUGAGUGAGUUUUCAAAGGCAUUAAGAAACACAUAGCUCGUGGUCUUCAAACCACAGAUGCUAUCAGGAUUUAGUGAGUGUAGGAGGAUUCUGGGAAAUAAGAGCAGAGUUAAGAAGAAAUAUAAGUUUUAAGCAAGAAAUUGAAAAAAUUUGUAACAAAAUACAGAAAUGAAGGUAGAAAAGAAUUAAAAGAGAGUGUCAACUUUCAUGCUUACUUGUGAUUCCCAUGUUUAAUAUGAUAUUUAAAGCAAUGGAUUUUGGAAAGCAAAAGAGCGGGGAGUGCCACAGUGAAAUAAGGCUUGUGUUUAAGUUGGGUAGCUUGACUAUAAAAUUGUACAACUCCUGCAGCAGUCAGUUGCAGAAUACAUCUGAAGUUGUUGCCUACACUGGGGAGUGGGAGACCUGGAAGAAAGGGAGUGUUUAUGUUUUGGUUUGGGUAAAAGAGGUUUCCCUACACAAGACUUCUGUCCAAUAACCUUUCUAUCACCUCACUAGUCCAGGUACUGGCUAGCUGUUUCUAACCUUGGCAGCAAUGUUGUGAAAUGUACCACUACAAGCUGAACUGUUAUCGUGCAAUUUGGCCAUAAUUAGACUUAGAGCUGGGUCUUGUUACAAAGAGGAAAUGGUCUCAUACUAAAAGAGGGGAGAUUUAGGCUGGAUAUAAGGAAGUGGGUUUUUUUGUGUUGUUGUUGGUUUUUUUAAUUAUUAUUAUUAUUUUUUAUUUUUUUAUUUUUUAUAAGGGUAGUGAAGGACUGGAACAGGUUGCCCAGAGAGGUGAUGGAUGCCUUGUCCCUAGAGACAUUCUAGGUCACGAUGGAGGGGCUCUGAGCAACCUGAUAAAGCUGUAGGUGUCUCUGUGCAUUGCAGGGGAGUUGGAAUAAAUGACCUUUAAAUGGUACCUUCCAAUUCAAGUGAUUCUACAAUUCUAUGACACAAAAAUGAAAAACCUAGAUUUGGGAGAAGUUGUAUUUGUUUUUAUGAUAUUAAGAGUUUUUGAAUAUUCCAGUAAUAUUCCACAAUAAAGCAUUAUAUGGGAAAGAUUUAGGGGAUUAAUUUCUCUUCCCAAAAAGGGAUAGAUAAAAAUCUGUGAAACAAGAUAAAAGGAAAUGAGUAACUGUAAGCUUAAGCACUGAAGUCUUGUAAUAGAUCAAACCCUGGUUAAAUGAUAGGAAUCUGAAUUAUAUUAAGUGAUUGCUCUGAAAGCAGACAGGAACUGACCAACUGUGACUUUUAUUGUUUACUUAAUAUAGUGUUCAGAAAUAGAAAUGGUCAAAACUGCUUGGCUGAGUAAAAUCCUAUUUAAAGACCUGAGGUGUAACAUAGAUCUGAUCUCAGUGAGAUCUGAAUUAAACAAUGACAUGUUUAGUUUUUGGAAAAACGAGGAGGCUUUAGGUAAGCGUUGUGCACUUCCUGUAUCAGAAGUAUCUUGGGAGAAGAGACAUGAACCAAUGAGCCCGUCUCCCUCUGGGAUGGUGCAGAUAUAGAUGAAGUGUGCACAGAGGCUGCUCAGAUCUGGCUCAGUGUUUUCAGGCAUGUAAUUCCUGCAAGACUGAUUAUAUUAAUGUGUUCUUUUUUUCAUUCCACUGUUUUUAGAAAGAGGAAAGUUACCAGCGUCCACCUUUUAUGGGAGUGCUCACAAGCAAAAGGGAGAUUUGUGUUUGUAUUAUUCUCAUUAUAAAUAUUUCAAGCCAUUGUAUCAGAGUCUCCUGACCAUUGCACUGCAGGUUAAGCCACAUGGCUGCAAUUCAAUUUGAAGUCCUUCUGUAAAACUCAAAGCAUUGUGCAACCAAGUAUGCAAACCAUGGGGUAAGGCAGGGAGAAAAAAAAGCACUAGAAAAAACAUGAUGCUGUAGCACUGUGGUUGAGGUACAAAGAAGAAAUUGCAAACCUGAAGAUUCUUUUCUGAUUUUUAGGCUUAAUAUAAGUGAAAAAUAAUCCUACAAAGGCAGACUGGAACUCAAACUUUUCUGCUUUCAUGUGUAUAUCUAAAACUCUUAAGCAUUUUUGGAGUCUUCAGGCUUUUAUGUACCAUACCAUAAAAUAGCUUGUUGGUACAAUUUUUUGCUUACCUGUAGAUAUAAUGCACUUGUUUCACCUUUCUGUGGACAAAAAAUCUCAGGAGGUGAGUAGAAAACUAGAGACAGCUGACAAGGCACAAAUCUAUCUGCCUUAGAAAAGAGCAUUCAGUCUUUGUGUGUACAAGAGCCUAAAUAUCUUACAAGCAUUUACUGAAAGUCUGGCUGAAAUGCACAUUUUUCAGCAGUCUGCUACAGUAACAUGCUGGAGUUGUGCACAAAUGUGUAGGAAUGGAAAAUGGAAGGUAAAUUUUAUAUCAUCACCCACACGCAGCAGAAAUGAAAGCAUUGCAGAUUGACACCUAAAUACUGCAGCAUUCCCUCUCACGGGGAUAUGAGAGCUGGUUAGGCUUGCAUCUCCUGAGAUGAGUGUCAAAUAUUAUUUUGAUGGUCAAUUUUCCUGAAGAUUUCGUGUACAUUUUUACAUUUGGUCUCCUGUAUCUGCAGGAUGUCAUGGUGAAUGACAAUAAUUGGAGCCUGGUUGGGCAUAAAACAGACCAUGCAGGCAGUGCCCUUCUGUCAGCAUUCCUUCUCUGUGCACAUGCUGAUAUGUCUUAUUUUACAUUUGGAUAUUUAUUUCCUCUUUGUUGUUUGGCUAGUGGAUAUAAACAUAAUACAGAGCAGAGAUGCAAGACUUAGCCAGCCUAAGAGCUUCUCCACGGGGUUUUUAAUGCAGCAGUACCUGGAUGAAAAUAAAAGGAAUUAAUCAUGUAAUUUUGAAGAAUAAUCUUUGCAGUUGCAACGUGGUAUAAUUAAAUCUAUUUAUUUUGUUUGUUUGUUCGUUUCAUUUGCUUCAUGCUCUGUACUGACUGGCUGUAGCGGAACAGCUAUGCAGCAUGGUCAUGAGGUUUUUCUUACAGAAGGAAAGUGCCACUGACAGAGAGCACCAUGUUGUAGCCUGUGAAUAAGCUAAUAUUCACAGUUUAUUUCAAAUAAGGAGAUUGCCUUAACUAACAGAAAAAUAAAAGCUAUCAGGUAAGUUCUUCAGUUAUACAUUAACUACUCCAUACCUUUCUAAUUACUUAAAUAGAAGAAAACAUGCCUGGACAAGACAUGCAUCAGUUGCAUGUUUGAAAAGAAAGAAAGCAAGCAUGUGGUAGGGAGCUCACUGCAAAUGACUGUGUGCAUGUUCAUGGGCUUCACUGAGGGUACAGCAUCUGGGGAAGGCAGCUGUUCUGCAAGGACUCGUGUAUAUAUAGAGAGAAGAAAAGGGAUGGGCCCAGUAACGAUGAGCCAUGAAUUUCAGCUCCAAGAACUCUGCAGUGAAACAACCAAACUGAAAAUUCUCAUUGUGGCAUAAUUUCUCAAAUGACAUCACUGGCUCCUGGCUGGGGAAAUGUGCCCAGCUCCUGAGAGCAGAGGCCCUUUUCCUGUUGAGUUCUUGCUUUGGUGGAUCUGAGCAUGUUGACAUCUCAGUUGGUGAGCCAGCUCUGGGUCAGGAAGUGGACUAGACAUUUCUGUGACUCUGUAUGGUCACGCUGUUCUCUGGAAUGAGAGGAUUAGAGGACUGCCUAAUCUCAUUUGUUAUGCACUACCUUGGUUCUUUAAACUGUUAUCAUUUUGGUAGCUGUAAGUGUGCUCAGACUGCAGCUGGUUAAUUUUUAUUUAGGAAUAACAAGUCUUUGAUUUUGUGUUCUUUUGUCCAGUUGCUUUUGUAGAUUAGACCUGUGACUGCGUCACACAUUCAGGUUUGCACAGUUUUCAAGGAAUCUUCUCCAGCAUGUAGGUAGCAUCUAUCAUUAGACUUCUAAACUGUGCGUAUCCUCAGAUAUGUACAUGGCACUGUUAUGGACAUUAUUGUGUAUACUAACUAAAGACUUGGAUCCUUGAUGCAGAGCACAAACUCAUCCUAUGCCUCAUUCUCUUCACAAUUGCUUUGUAACUGGAACUCACUGAAUUCACUGAGUGAUAAUCCUACUCAGAACCAGCACAGAACAGAAAACGGAAAAAAAAAUCAAUAUAGAAGCUGUAUACUCUAUAGUACUGAUAGGUAUAUAUAAGUAUUGAUAUGCCUCAAUAAGUCUGUAAAUGCUGUAAAUUAGUGGCUUGGUUCUUUGCAAAGACCCAAUAUAAUUCUGAGAAUAAGUUACAGGAUAAGGUUAAUUUCAGAGAGUUUUUGUGUCAUUAAAAAUGUCUUUCAUUUAUAUUCA
This is a messenger RNA of Gallus gallus (chicken), 37061 nucleotides long. It is a transcript of the gene SYNE1, whose product is annotated as spectrin repeat containing, nuclear envelope 1. Gene Ontology annotation, molecular function: protein binding. Lineage: Eukaryota; Metazoa; Chordata; Aves; Galliformes; Phasianidae. The record is from RefSeq and is a predicted model, not a curated record. Gene Ontology annotation, cellular component: membrane.